AGAGAAUAUUUUUUGAACGAGUUUCUGUACGAACUAAUCGAAUAAUUUUUUACGACAACAAAACCUAUGAGGAAAAGAAUGGUUUAUGGCAACGUCAGCUGACUUUCACUUCAUUGGCCUUGAAGUAAUGAUUGAAUGGCAGACAACAAGGAAUUAAAACUAAAGGAAGAUAAUCUCAAGGUCUCAGGUAACGGUGAACCAGAAAAACAACGUCUUGAGUCGCAACCCCGAAGCAACCACCGUCCACGGAUCAACGAGUUAACAAAUAUGGCAAGCACAAACAUCCUCCCAGAUGAUAUUGAUAAUACUGCCGGCCAAACAACAGAAACCCCAAACCCAAAGAAACCAAUGAAGAGGAUGGCAUCUUUCUAUACCCCAUAUAUGGAGGAUCGUUUACGUAGGAAACUCAAAUUUUAUUUCAUGGGUCCACAUGAAAAAUUUAAAGCCAAAAGAAAGUGUCCAUGGAAACUUUUGCUACAGAUCUUCAAGGUGUUUUUGGUGACUGCCCAGCUGGUGAUGUUUGGUUAUCAGAGAGCCUUGUUUGUGGAGUAUGUGGAGAAGAACAACAUUGCCAUGAAGCACAUGUACCUCCAGCAAUGGGACCCCAGCUUUGAGACCAUGCCCUACCCCCCAGCCACGGGACUGUACGCUAUCUACACAGCCACCGACCUAGUGGACCAUAUCAACUUUGCCAUGAAUCGGUUUAAUCAGACUGAACAGCUGACUUUGGGCUCGGUAAGGUUUGCAUUCAAAAACAAUACUAGGAGGUACAUGAAUAUGUGUGUGAAGCAGUACCGUGAGGGCAAGGUGUUCCAGAACGACACCUACAUAUUUAAUGCUGAAGUUGUCACAGAUUGUUUUUAUCUGGAGCCAGUGCCUGUCUACAAUAGGACAACAAACACAACACAACUACAGUUUGACCUCCAGGCUAUUAUGAAUAAAAAUAACAAAACCCUUGUGUAUGAUCGAAUUCUAACGAUUGAGUUAAAGUUCAAUCUGCGUUCCCUUCGUCUGGCAUUAGAGAAGAAAACCUAUGAACCAGAGUGCUUCAGGAUUUCAGGCAGGAUCGUGUUUGAUGACCAAAACAAGGAUGGUCAAAUGGUUGUCGAUCUUUUCUCAUCCUUGAAUGAAUUCAAGUGCAGCGGAAAGUUUUCCAAUUUCUAUGAAGAUGACGACAAAGUGGAGCAGAUGUUGUUUGACAUUUUUGUGAUCCUUGUCAGCGUGUUCUCCUCGUUCCUGUGUAUCCGCUCCCUGUACAGAGCUCACAAUCUCCGGGUGGAAACAGUGCAGUUUUUCAAGACUCGGCACAGGAAGGACUUGAGUUUUCAUGACAGGUUUGAGUUUGUCAACCUUUGGUACGUGUUGAUUGUGAUCAAUGAUGUUCUAACUGUGGUGGGAUCCAGCUUCAAAAUUCAGCUCGAGAGGCGAGACCUAUUCCCAGACUUUGAUGACCAGGCUAUUGAUUAUGACCCUAUUACGCAUGCCCAGAGUUCUUCCGAGAAUUACGACAUCUGCGCUCUGAUGCUGGGUAUUGGGAGCCUCCUGGUGUGGAUGGGGGUCAUCAGAUACAUCGGCUUCUUCAAAACUUUCAAUAUUCUGACCGUGGUGUUGAAGAAGGCGUGUCCAGACCUGAUGCGGUUCCUUGUCACCACCAUGAUGCUGUAUCUGGGCUUUAUGUUCUGUGGCUGGGCUGUUUUAGGUCCCUACCACAUCAAAUUUCGCCAUCUAAGUACAACAUCAGAGUGCCUGUUUUCGUUGGUGAAUGGUGACGAUAUGUUUACGACGUUCUCUGCGACGGUGACUGAGGACAUCGUCGUGUGGUACUUCAGCAGGAUCUACCUCUACCUGUUUAUCUCUCUGUUCAUUUACGCUGUACUCAAUCUAUUUAUAGCUGUUAUCCUUGACACCUAUGAAACUAUCAAGGAGUACUAUGAGAAGGGAUUCCCCAAGAGUGAGCUGUUUGAGUUCAUUGACCAGUGUGAGGAUGCCCCGGACUCAGAGCUGUACCGGGGAGAGGAUAAUGCGUGCUCCUGCUCUGUCUUAUCAUUUCUGUGCUGCUUUUGUUGUAAAAAAAAGAAUACAGGUAGUCAAUCAGAAUACACAAGCCUCCUGAACUGAGGGCUGAACCUUAGGAAGUCAGAUUUCCAGAACUUGCCUCAUUCCAGGUCUCACCGACUAAAAACUCGCUGGGAGCACAAAGCUGUGUGUGAGGAGAGGGAGAUUUAUGAUACUCAUCAACAAUAAACCAUUAAACCAGUUGCAGCUCAUUGUCUGGAGACCUCGGCUUUUUAUUGCUAACAGUUAUGUCUGCUAGUGUUCAGAAUGACACCAUAAAAUAGUGCAUGCAUGGACAUAAUAUUUUUUCCCAGUACAUGAAUGUGUGUCUGAAUUACCAGUAUACUUGUGUAUUUACAUGUAUGUGUGUGUGUGUGUGUGUGUGAUUUAAAGUUCCAAAACCUGCUUGUAAGACAGAGAACUUUCCCUUGGUUAAGUGACUACUUAGAGUUAUUCUUUCCAGAACUUAUUGAAAUGCUGUAUCUGGUCUGUUGUCCUUAAAGCAUGCUCAAACUGUGUAUCAUUAUCAGUGAUCACAGGGCAGAAUUUAAUAAGGAUAAAGAAAGGGAUGACAAAACUCAGGAAGUUGUAUAAUGAGAUGCACUGUGUGCAUUAUAUUUGGUGCAUUUUAAUAAUUAUUUUUUUAUAUUUAUGUUGUAUAAAACUGCAGAGUGCAAUACAGGGCAGACUUUAUGUGUCUUCCACAUAGGAUAACAUUUAUGGUCCUAUGUACACCGUCAAAGUGCUAAGUUUAAGAGUAAGUGUUAAUUAUUAUAAGUUAUGUGCUUUACAUGACAUUUAAAAAAGAAUGAAAGUUGAAUGUUAAUUUAUUUUUGAGAUUGUAAGCAUAAUUACAUGUACCUGUGUCUGAUACACCUACCUUGUCCUAAACUAAUGAAAUAGUUUACUAGGAAUGUUCUGGCAGAUCAAAUAUGGUUGUCAUUAAAGAGCAGCUAGAGUUUAUAGUGCUGGUCUACUCUGGGUGAACAUUACCCCACAGUAAUGUGCAUUAUAUGUUCUUUUGUAAUAAAAAGCAUUGACUUUCA
Messenger RNA from Magallana angulata, 3101 nucleotides. RefSeq names its product mucolipin-3-like. Lineage: Eukaryota; Metazoa; Mollusca; Bivalvia; Ostreida; Ostreidae. The transcript has 16 exons. The record is from RefSeq and is a predicted model, not a curated record. Gene Ontology annotation, cellular component: lysosomal membrane; plasma membrane. Gene Ontology annotation, molecular function: NAADP-sensitive calcium-release channel activity. Bases 136 to 2118 code for a protein of 660 amino acids.